This is a messenger RNA of Bufo bufo (common toad), 2055 nucleotides long. RefSeq lists its product as uncharacterized. The record is from RefSeq and is a predicted model, not a curated record. Gene Ontology annotation, biological process: negative regulation of JUN kinase activity; protein dephosphorylation. Gene Ontology annotation, molecular function: protein tyrosine/threonine phosphatase activity; MAP kinase tyrosine/serine/threonine phosphatase activity. The coding region runs from base 181 to 1419 and encodes 412 amino acids. Gene Ontology annotation, cellular component: cytosol; cytoplasm. Lineage: Eukaryota; Metazoa; Chordata; Amphibia; Anura; Bufonidae. The transcript has 4 exons.
UCGCGUGGAGGGGGAGGGGCUGACGGCUCUCCAUUCAGUGUCGCCCUGCACACACUGUGGUGGGCUCACAAGUCGCUGACACAAAGGACGUGACACCCGGGAGGAGGAGGACAUGCACACAUGAGGGCGAGUGCACAGCAGCCCGAGUGUGCCGAGGAGGGGAGCAGCUGACAGAGCAUCAUGCCCCCUGUGCCUUUAGAAGAUCGUUCAGCCCCCCUGCCUCGUCCCCGCUCCCUUCCAUUACGUUCUACUCCACAAUCAAGAAUGGCCCCUGAGGUCCGUGGUUUUCAGCUGGGACAUAGGGCACCAUCCCAUGCUGACCUCACUCUGCCUGGACUGCUUCCCCAACUCCAACCUCCCCGCUGGCCACGGGAACCUCGUCGAAGGAGUUCUCCUCCAUCAUCCUCCCCACGAUCCCCUUCAUGUUUCCGUUGGGCUCUUCACCCUCUAAAAUGUGGCUGCCGAGGCUGUUGGCGACUGCUUCGCCCUCCAAGGAAGUCAGUGGGUUCAUCUUGCAGCUGUGAUCCUAUUGUGACGUUUGACCCACAAUUUAUUGGUAGUUCAAGGGUAAGCUAUGAUGACGAUGACUAUAGUGUACGGGCCAUUUGGCCAGAUGAGCUGGCACGGAAAAUUAUGUCUCGGACACAUGGGGGAAUGCUUGGAGGGACACCACUGUUACUGGACUGUAGAGGUUUAGAGGGAUUGGAGGUAGAUGAUCCAGUGCCUCCAUGCUCUCCUCCUCCCCCCACUCCACCACCAAAGUCUCCAGUUAGGACAAAUAGAAGACUUCAAAGUUUAUACCUUCUUCUGGAGCCCUUGAGUGAAAAUUCUGCAGGAGGAAGAGUUAUGGCUGACCCCCCUUCGGAUGACUGUGUUAUACCACCAGAAGUGACUCCAGCUCCACCAUUGUCUCCUGACGUUGAAAAAGCUGAAUUGAGCCUAAUUUUGCCUUUCCUCUAUUUGGGCAAUGAAAAGGAUGCCCAAGACUUGGGUCGCAUGGUAACUCUAAAUAUAGGACAUGUCCUGAACGUCACCACCCACCUGCCUCUCUACCACGCUGAAUCCGGAGCCUUGCGUUACAAGAGAUUGCCGGCCACUGAUAAUAGUAAGCAGGACCUCCGUCAGUACUUUGAGGAGGCCUUUGAAUUCAUUGAAGAGGCACAACAGGAAGGCAAAGGCAUCCUGAUUCACUGCCAGGCCGGAGUCUCUCGUUCUGCCACUGUGGUCAUUGCAUAUCUGAUGAAGCACACACUGAUGACUGUGGGAGAUGCCUACAAGUUUGUGAAGGGGAAGCGUCCAAUAAUAUCACCCAAUCUGAAUUUCAUGGGGCAACUCCUGGAGUUUGAAUCAGAUCUAAACGCAGGCAUCACCCCAAGAAUCCUUGUACCCAGACUGAGGGGUGUUGAGAGUGAUGUGUGAGACAAGGCGUAAGACAAAAAAAAAAAAGAAAAUGGAAGAAGCCAAUUUUGAUGUUGCACAGUAAGCAAGACAAAUAGCAAAACCUUCCAAACUAUCUCAUCAUUGAAAUGCAGUGUCAGGAUCCACCAGCAAAUAGCGAAUGCAGCUUCAGACCCCAGCAGACCAGCUGUUCACUUGCAAUGAAAUCUGCAACUGCAGUCCCAAAUCCCCACGGACUUUUGAUCUCUCCUAGUCUAAAUUCUGCAGCCUCCGUAUUAUUUAAUGAAACUGUAACUGAGGCUAUUGAUGUAUUUUACAUUUUAAGGGGGUGGUCCCAAUAUUUAAACUUAUACUCAGGAUAGGUGAUAAGUGUCUAAUCAAUGAGGAUCCGACCAUUGGAAAGAUCACCCAUCACAAUAACCGGGGUUCUGUGGUCCCCCAUAUGAAUAAAGUGGUGAACAAGCAUGCGUGCUACCACUUCAUUUAUUUUCUGUGGGACUGUUGGAGAUACCUGAGGAUUGUACUUGUCUUCCGUUGCAGCGGCAGAGCGCAUAUUUGACUGCCGCUCCCUUCACUCAGGAGCCGCUGGCCCAAUUCUUGUGACUGGUGGGGUCCUAGCAGUUGGACCUCCACUGAUCAGACACGUAUCGCCAGUCC